Xiphophorus maculatus (southern platyfish) is the source of this 4574-nucleotide messenger RNA. It is a transcript of the gene oxr1a, whose product is annotated as oxidation resistance 1. Bases 220 to 2712 code for a protein of 830 amino acids. NCBI's taxonomy places the organism in Eukaryota, Metazoa, Chordata, Actinopteri, Cyprinodontiformes, Poeciliidae. The record is from RefSeq and is a predicted model, not a curated record. Gene Ontology annotation, cellular component: nucleus. Gene Ontology annotation, biological process: response to oxidative stress. The transcript is spliced from 17 exons.
CAUGUCUGCCUCUGUGUACAUUCCCGCUAUGGCACACGCCUGCUGAGGAAACAUUUCCACCCACAGCCAGUCAGUCAACUCCUCUACCCCCCGCUGGGAAGCGUCUCCAAGCGUCUCCAACGGGACGUCGCCGUUCCCGGGCUUCGGAAAAUUUGAAAAGGCAACAUCAAACCUCGACCUCCCGGAGCCCCGUAGCAAAAGAAAGAAGACGCUGCCAAGAUGUUCAGCACCAAAAGGCUGAAGCAGAAGUCUCAGUCGGUGGAUAUUGCCAGUCAAGGUUUCUCUCCUACUCUGGUGCCAGCCUCGCCCCGCAACAAGGCUGCGCCACCUGUUGCCAAGGCGACCACCGGCCUGGCGGUGCAGGAAAACAACACCACCAACUCCCAGCUGCGCUCUCCUCGAUGUGUCGAACUGAAGAGGGGGUACACCAUAGAUACCGGCCAGAAGAAGACUCCAGAAAAGAAGGAUGGGAGGCGCAUGUCGUUCCAGAGACCCAAAGGGACCAUCGAAUAUUCUGUGGAAUCGCGGGACACGUUGAACAGCAUUGCGCUCAAGUUUGACACCACACCCAACGAGCUGGUUCAGCUCAACAAGCUGUUCUCCAGAGCAGUGGUGCCUGGCCAGGUUCUGUACGUUCCUGAUCCCGAGUACGUCUCCAGUGUCGGAAGCUCCCCCUCCCUCAGUCCCAUCAGUCCCCUGUCUCCUACCUCCUCUGAAGCUGAUUUAGAGAAGGCGACGGAGUCUGAUGCCCCCGCCAGGCCAGAAGGCGUCCACCCCCCGGUGUUCUCGGCUCUGCGCCAGUCCAGAGUGGUCUCAUCCACCUCCGAGGAGGAGGAGGCCCUGACCGAGAAGUUCCUCAAGAUCAACUGCAAAUACAUCACCGACGGCAUGGGCGCGGUGAGCGGGGUGCUGUUGGUCACGCCCAACAACAUCAUGUUCGACCCCCACCGCAUGGAUCCGCUGGUUCAGGCCCACGGAUGCGAGGAGUACGGCAUCAUGUGUCCCCUGGAGGAGGUGCAGUCGGCCGCCGUCUGCAAGGAGAUCACCGACCCAAAGAUCAGAGAGGCGGUUCCCGAUGACCUGGAGCCUCUGCCAGCUGAAAGACACCCAUCCCAGCAGAAAGACCCAGCGGAGCAGCGCCUGAAGGACCAGGGACCCAACGGAGGCGGUGGCGCCGUCCCACGCAGCACCGAGGGUUCCAUCUCCGAGGACGUCUUCACCGAGACGGAGCUGUCCCCCAUCCGGGAGGAGGAGCAGGCGUCCAACGAGGACCUCCGCCAGGACAAAUCGUCCGGCGCGUCAACAGAGUCUGUGCAGACUGUCGUCGCGGCGGCGAGCACCCGCAACCCGGCUGGCCCGCCGGAGGAGCCAGACACCACGAAACCAGAGGACAAUCCACCAGAUACUGCCACGGUGAAUGACACCCAGACCCCCAUGGGGCCCAAGCAGCACAGUGUAGAGAAGCCACCAAGCACACCCACCAACACCACCAGCAGCAGCACUAGCCAGACCCAGGGGCCCAGCAGCAGCAGCAGCAGCAGCAGUGCCCCUCGCCCAGGGUCCCAAAGCUCAGUCACUACUUCCGUCCCUGCCAGCCAACAGCCGGACACCAACCAGGAAGCCGACGUCUCCAGAACAGACACUAUGCAACAAGGCACGGAGGACAAGGAGAACGCAGAGUCCAUGCAACAGGACGACACACAGAACUCUGAGGGUACUGGGUCUGCUGAGAGGAGGCAGCACCGCUCUCACAAGUUCCUGUGUCUGCGAGUGGGGAAGCCCAUGAAGAAGACGUUUGUUUCCAACGCCAGCGCCUCCAUGCAGCAGUACGCCCAGCAGGGCAAGAAAAACGAGUACUGGUUUGCUGUGCCACAGGAGAGAUCGGAGCACCUGUAUCUGUUCUUCAUGCAAUGGAGUCCGGACAUGUACGGCGAGGGAGUCAGAGGGAUGGGACAAGAACCCGGGUUCAUGGUGGUCAAAAAGAACGUUGCAGCAGAAACCCCCGAUGAUGAGCCCAUCACCGACCUUAAUGUGAAGGAGUGGGAGGUAGUGUCUCUGACGGAGUACCACCGUCGGAUUGAUGCGCUAAACAGCGAAGAUCUGCGCUCGCUCUGCAAACGACUCCAGAUCACCACCAAGGAAGAGGUGAACUCCAAGCAUGACACAUCGAUCAAAGCCGAGCUGGAGCCGGAAACGUUCAAACCCAACCUCAAAGAACCCAGCGAACUCCUGGAGGCCGACCAGAUAGAAAAGCUUGCCAGGAAUCUCCCCCCACGGACCAUCGGUUACCCCUGGACGCUGGCGUUUGGCACGUCAAAGCACGGCAUGAGCAUUAAGACACUGUACAGAGCCAUGCAGGGCCAGGACACGCCGGUCCUGCUGGUCAUUAAGGACAGCGACGGUCAGGUAUUUGGUGCACUUGCAUCUGAACCCUUUAAAGUCAGCGAUGGCUUUUACGGCACAGGAGAGACCUUCCUCUUUACCUUCAAUCCAGAGUUUGAGGUAUACAAAUGGACAGGUGACAACAUGUUUUUCAUUAAAGGAGACAUGGACUCUUUGGCUUUUGGUGGAGGAAGCGGUGAGUUCGGCCUGUGGCUGGACGGAGACCUGUACCACGGCCGGAGCCACUCCUGUAAAACCUUUGGGAACCCAAUGCUCUCCAAGAAGGAGGAUUUCUAUGUGCAGGACAUCGAGGUGUGGGCUUUUGAAUAACAAACCUGCUGCAACACAGGGAAAAAAAACAAGUCCUACACACAGGACCAAACCCAGGGAGCGGUCCUCCUUCAGAACAGUGGCAACAUCCCAAACCUAACUGCACACCACCAGGUGCUCCCCUGUCUGGAGGCCAGAUACUGGAUGCUUGUUGUGCGUUAACUACUGCAGUUAUUAAGGAGCUUUGUUUUAUUUUCUUUUGUUUUUCUUUGUGAAAAAUAAACCUGUGUGUGUAUCUUAUUGCAGCCCUGUGCGGCGUCUUUGCAGAGUAGGGAGAGUACGAGGAGAAAUGCAAGGGAAGCAGGGUAGGGACCGCGCGGUCACUAAGGCCAACUGGACUUCCUGAGGCUGAGGUUUGGGACUGCUGCAAGAAAGGAAAGCUGCCCCACCUGGUGCAAAUAGUGCAUCAGAACUCUGAAGAACCUCAAGGAAUCCCCCCUCCCACAUCACCACACCACCACCACCAACUUCUGGGAUCCCAGCUAGAACUCCAACUCACUGUGCUGUCGGCCGUUACGGAGAGAGACUCAGUCGGAGGAAACCGAACACAUUCCAUUUCUCUUGAUCGUGGAGUGUCAAAAGUGGUGAUUUGUGGUGAACUUACAAAAACAAAAAACAAGAAAAAAACCCACGUCCGCAUCCGGAACCGAUGACGUUAAAGCGAGCGAAUACGUGCUGUGUGUGUAGGUGAAAGGGGGAGGAGUGAGUUUGUCCUCCCCUCCCUCCUCCCUUGAGGCUUAACUUAUUGAGUAUCGUGUGUCGUAGUCCUGUCGUUCACUGUCCAUAGCACACCGUCUGAAAGCACAUAGCUAUAACCAGACCACCCGUCGUCGUAGCGUUCCGUUCAGUGGGUGUACGUGUGAGUCCAGCUGCCGGCCGGACGCUGGCUCUACUGUUUCGUAGACAGUAACGUGUUGCAAUAGAUUUGUGGAAUAUGCAAAUAAACUGUCCUGUGACCUCAACUAACCCCGCCGGGCGGCGACUCUUUGGCCGCCGUUUGGAGAAAGAGAGAGAGGAACGUGUAAAGCUUUUACGUCUUGAUACACAUAAUUGCUUCUCUGGGUUUCAUUUGAAGGCCUGAGAUGUGGUUACCUGUUUUACAUGCAUAUAUGACAAUUAUAUAUUGUAUAUAUGAUUAUAUAACUUUAUAUAAUCAUAUAUAUUUUGCUGUUGAGUGUGACAGUGAUAUAUUUGUGCUGAUAUUUCAGCUGUUACUAUAUAUUGUAUAUUACCCUGUAAAUUAAUGGUAAAAUAGUAGAUUUGUUGCAAUAUAUAUAUAUAUAUAUAUAUAUAUAUAUAUAUAAAUACAUUAUGCUAUAUAAAUAUAUAUAUAUAUAAAAUAAAGUGUGAAUCAAUGGGUUGCUUUUAGCACUUUAAUCUGGUUCAAAAGCGUCAAGGCCAGGUUCUUAGAUUAUCCUAGAAGUAGCUGUACAGUAUAUUUUUUUCCCUUCCUGUUAACUGUUACUAGAAAGCUUGCUGCUACCAAUAUCAACAGGAAAAUGUCCUAGUGCUCUCUGGAAGGACGAGGAUUAUUCUGAGGAUGUAACGUUUGGGGAUGAAAUGUUUUAAAGACAGCAGCAGGUCUCGGUUUCUCUCCGCACAGUCGCCAUGUGAGUCUGAGGCAGAUGCGCAUAAUAAAGGUGGGAGAACAACAUAACACUUCCCCACAGAGUCCUGACUUCCCUUUUUCCUUUUUGUUCUUCUUUUUUUCCCUCCCCUCCCUCCUGGUCUUCCACGCCAGUAUUUGUGUCCAUGUGGAAAGUCACAGCAAGUAAAUAUGGUUACCUCUUUAAUUUCACCAGAGCAUUGUAUCAGUGAUGUACAAAUACUAAUAAAGCUGAAGUAAUUGUUGUAACCAGCGA